UAUCUGACCUCCACAUGCCUGGGAGCCUCCAUAUGCCGCGGGCGCGGCCCCAGAAAGACAAACCCGUGCACCUCCUGGGGGUUCCAGCCGAUGAUGUUCCUGAUGCCGCUUCCAAACUUUCUUCCCGCUCCCGGCCUCCCCGGCUCUCUUCCCAGCAUCCUGGCCUCCGGAGCCCAGCACCGCCCGGCCCGGACCCCCGGGUCCUGGCCUUCGCACUUGCUCUGUGCUCGCCGCGGGUCCCCGUCCCGGGCUUUCUGCCUCCCUCGCCUCCCCUGAGCCCUGCCGGCGCCGAGCACGGCCCGCUCCCCUGGGAGGCGCCAGCGCUCAGGCGCGUGUGCCCGGUGCUCGGCUUGUCUGGGAGCCUCCUGCCCAAGCCGCACGGGCCCUCCAUGUGGUCUCCGUGCGGUGGGUCCCACGGGGUCAGCGGUGGCCGAGCCAAGCCACGGAGCUUCAAGAGGGGGUUCGGAAAGGCAGGCUCUUGCGGGCUGCUCGGGAGCCGGGUGGGGGCAUCGAGGCCUCCGGAUGAGCUGGAGCUGCAGCUCCGGCCACGGGGCUGGCGGGACGGAAGUGGGGGCCUGAGAAAGGCCGGGCUGUGGACAGCGGCUGCGACGCGGAGUCGGAGACGGUCGGAGCCAUCUGCCCUGGGGUCCCCAGUGCCUGGGACGGUGUCCGCUUGAAUACGGUGUGAGUGUGAAGGAGGAAGCAGGAGGUCUGUUCGCGCAGAGGAGCCAAGGCGGAUGCCAGGGUCCUGACUGCUGGCUGGGACAGAAUUCUUGUGUGAGAGGCUGCCGUGAGGUCAUGCCCUGUGGCCCGGGGACAGUGGGCUGGAGAGCAGGGCGCCCGGGAGGUAGUGUCAAGGGCCCCUGCCACCGCGAGCUCGGGCCGAGGAAGAGGUGCAGGUGCAGGCGCCUCAGGGACCGGCCUGGACUGUUGUGCGUGUGUCCCUUCUCCUGGUGGCCGGAGCCCGUCCGGGAUUCCCUGGCUCAAUAAAAGUGAAAGUGAAAUGGCAGGGAGAGGACAGCGUUUUCCCAGAAGAUUGCACCGUACACCCUGCCCUUCCCAGAACCGGCCCUGGCAGUGGAGAGGGCUCUGCCCCCCUGGGUGACCAGGUGAGUCUCUGGUCCUCUUGGGGCCUCCGUGUCCAUCCCGUAGUGAAGGGUCACAUGGGACCAGGGGCCAGCGUGCUGCCGGGGCGGGGAAGGGCCCAGCAGGGGACGCCCCAGCCUGUGCCCGGGGCUCAUCCUCCAGCUGCCAGGUGGGGCAGGUGCACAGGGCAGUGGACAGCGGUGCCUGGCAGCCCACUGAGAGCUCAGGCGUAGGGAGGGCGGUGGAGCCCACAGGAAGAAGGUGGCCACACGCACGGCUGGGAUCUCAGCAAGCCGCCGAGACGUCGGAGCAGCGGUGUGUUCAGCGUCUCCUCCCCCGCCGCCCCCGGAGGAGGAAGUUGUCACAGAUAUAUAGAGCCCGGCUCGCCAGCUCCGGACACACGCAUCAUGACCAGGAGGCAGAACUGGACUCCAGCCCCCAGGCCCCUGUGGGCCCUGCUCUUCUGUGCCCACGUCGUCUCCCAGGUGGCCAGAGGCACCCCUGUGCCCCAGGCCACCGUGGCUGCCAGCGCCUCAGCCGGGAUGGCCAAGGACCCCUGCUCUCUCCAGCCCCCGGCACUCCCGCGAGCUAAGGGGUGCCCAGGACUGGAGGUGACCUGGCCAGAAGAGGAAGUCCCAUUGAAUGGAACGCUGACCCUGUCCUGCACCGCCUGCAGCCGCUUCCCCCACUUCAGCAUCCUCUACUGGCUGGGCAACGGCUCCUUCAUCGAGCGCCUCCCGGGGCGCCUGCGUGAGGGCAGCAUCAGGCGGGAACGCCGGGGCGCGGGCACCCAGCUGCGGCGGGCCCUGGUGCUGGAGCAGCUGAGCCCCGGCCUGCGCCACGCCAACUUCUCCUGUGUUUUCUCCGAUCCUGGGCACACGGCCCAGCGUCACCUGGUUCUGGCCCAGCUCUGGCAGGAAACGCGAAGGAACAGGACUCGGCAGCGCAGGGAGGCGGCGGCCCUCCUGCCUCGGCCCUGAUCCCCGUCUGCUUCCCUCCGCCAGGCUGGGCUGAAGACAAGUGGGCCCCCUGCUGAAGGAGCCCCGCCCCCCAGCAGGUCCCCUCUGUGCCACUGUGCCGACAGGUGACCCCCAACUCCAAAGCCUGUUUGAAUGGUCACCUCUCCCUUGAGGUCUACGCACUCUCGGGCCCGAGCCGCCGCCCGCAUCCACUCGGUGUUGGGUGUGUCCUUUGCGGGACUGUCCCAGGAAGGGCAGGGAGAGAGACUGCCUCCGCCCCCACCGCAGGCCCACGCCGGGCGCGCAUAAACCUUCAGUGGUAGUGUA
Molecule: messenger RNA, 2372 nt
Organism: Phacochoerus africanus (Common warthog)
Lineage: Eukaryota; Metazoa; Chordata; Mammalia; Artiodactyla; Suidae
Gene: IL18BP
Product: interleukin 18 binding protein
Exons: 5
Coding region: 1494-2066 (190 amino acids)
Biological process (GO): T-helper 1 type immune response
Molecular function (GO): interleukin-18 binding
Source: RefSeq, a predicted model, not a curated record